This is a messenger RNA of Polypterus senegalus (gray bichir), 8217 nucleotides long. RefSeq names its product LON peptidase N-terminal domain and RING finger protein 2-like. Bases 794 to 3088 code for a protein of 764 amino acids. Gene Ontology annotation, molecular function: protein binding. The record is from RefSeq and is a predicted model, not a curated record. NCBI's taxonomy places the organism in Eukaryota, Metazoa, Chordata, Cladistia, Polypteriformes, Polypteridae. The transcript is spliced from 12 exons.
AAAGAGGAAUUUACGGAAGAACAAUAACCGUGGAGUCGCAGAUAGGGGGAGGAGGGACACUUGUUUAAGAACGGAGAGGUCAUGUCGCCUUGCUGCCCAUGGAGAAGGAAAAAGAGAAGACGAAGGCAGGAGUCCCGUUCGAAAAUUUCCUUCUGAGAACAAAAUAACUAAAUAGAUAACCUAAAGACAUGCUCGGCUAGUGAAGAUGAGCGGAAUGCUAAUCGUUAUGUAAACGGGAGACCUAUUCUGGUGACUCGUUUUUUUGUUAACGUUACACUGCUGGAUAUCUGGCGUAUUUUUCACAUUUUACUGUGUUUUACAAGGCCAAAGAUUUAACUCUCUUAUCAAGACGAAGGGAAACGAACAUUUUUAUUUCACUUUUAUGCACUGGUCUUCCUGUCAGGUAUAUGUUCGCCAGUCUUCCCGGCUGUGUGUGGACUUUUUAUUUUCGGAUUUGAGCCUGGAAUCUACUUUGAUCAAAAAGAACUUCUCGCGAUGAUGUGGCAUCAGUUUAUUAAUCUUUUUUCUGAAGGCACGUGGAAUUUUUAUACCGUUUGGGAAGGUGGCUACUCCGCCCCUUUGUUUUCUGUUUCUUUUCAGUGUCCCACACACUGAGGGCAUUUGAUAACAUGGACCGAAAUAAGUAGGUCGCUCGAGAUUUUAGGAGAUCUGUUGAUUUCUCGGAGUGACAGACAGAGGCUCAAGAUGAUGUUUACUUAGGCGAGUACAUUGUAGCUUUUCUGUUGUUUUUUUUUUUCUCUGAUUCCGUUUUUGCACUUUUCUCCUGCUUAGGAUGGAAUCCAGCACAGUGCCGCGCAAUGAGCCAUUGCUCCAUGAGCUGACAAAUCCGAAUGCACCGGGGAUCUGUAACGAAAUGUUGGACGUAGCCCAGGAAGCAUUUCAGGCUGGGAACUACGAGCUGGCCGCUGAGAUCUAUGGUUCCCAACUAGUGGACUUGGCAGAGCCUGAUCGGGGACUGUGUCUGCGUAAAGGGGACGCGCUAGCCAGGGCUGGCAGAGUCGCCGAAGCUCUGGACUCAUACCGCUGCGCUGCUGGAGUAAACCGAUUGCGGCCAGAAGAGUUUCGAUUACUCGUGGAGAGUAUUGCGCAGAACCUACGGGACAAGGAGCUUAAGCUACCUCCCCCGGAGCGCUGUAGCAACGACACUGGGGAUGGUGAAUUAGAACGUUUUACCAGCCUUCCGGACAGCGAGGACUCAAUGGACAUGUUUUCCUGCCGUUUGUGUCGGCAGCUGUUGACAGACCCAACGACACUGCAGUGUGGCCACACAUACUGCAAACGGUGCCUAGAGAGCGAGGAGAUGAGUGACUGUAGAUUGUGCAAGCACAAACUGAGCAAAAAAGUUUCAAAAAUAUGCUCCAUGGGCUUCCGAGCUAACGUGCUUCUCUGUGGUUUGAUGGACAAGUGGUUUGAGAAGGAGAGCAGAGCACGCCGGUGCUGUCUUGAGGGAGAUGUUCUGUGCCGGAAGCUGCAGGACUUCACUGGUGCUCUCGCAAAGUACAACCAUGCAGUUGAUCUAGUUCCUUCUAACUACAUUGCAGUAUGUCAGCGUGGUGAACUACACUUAACAAUGAAAAAUUACAACCAAGCUGUACAAGAUGGUGAAAAUGCAUGCAAGUUAAAACCGUUGUGGCCCAAGGCACACUAUUUGAAGGCCACUGCACUGAACAAAAUGGGCAGAUGUGAAGAGGCCUUGAAAGAGUUUUUAUUUUGUGCAGCUCUCAGACCAGACUGGAGCUCUGUUAAACUCGAAGCACAAAAGAAUCUUUGUGAAAUGUUUUCUUCAGUGUUUGAGAAUGACAGAUUGCCAGUCUCUCGCCCUACCCUAUCAUCCUAUAUGCGCCUGAAAUCUUCUGUGGUAUCCACUGAGGAGGAACUGAAUGCUGAAUGCUCUGAGGUAUCUACAUUUGCAGUGUUCAAGAGUGGUUCCUGUGAGAACAGCAGAUAUAGCAGUAUUGAUACAUUAAAGCCCACACAAUCUGUCAAUAAACUGCAGCUUUGUUUUGAUGAUACAAAGGCACUGGGCUCUAUCCUUCCUUGUCUUCCUGAACCAAGUCGCAAAAGAAAAUGUUUUAAUGACUGUGAAGUACCCUGUAAAAUGCUCAAGCAAGAUGAAAAUUGCUCAGACCAAAAAAUAUCACGAGAUGUUUCCUUGGAACUUGUUGACUCAUCUGAUCUGGAGUGCUCUCUCUGUAUGAGGUUAUUUUAUGAGCCAGUUGCAACUCCCUGUGGCCACACGUUUUGUUUGAAAUGUCUUGAACGUUGCCUUGACCACAAUCCUUACUGUCCACUGUGCAAGGAGAAUCUUUCAGAGUAUUUGGCUACCAGAGCUUACAACAAGACCUUUCUGACUGAAGAGAUAAUCAAUCGUUACCUAUCAGAAGAGCUGACUGAAAGAAAAAAAAUAUAUGAUGAAGAAAUGAAAGAGCUGUCAAACUUAAAUAAAGAAGUUCCCAUAUUUGUUUGUACAAUGGCUUUUCCUACAAUCCCUUGUCCUCUGCAUGUCUUUGAACCACGAUACCGCUUGAUGAUCCGAAGAUGCAUGGAAACUGGCACCAGACAAUUUGGAAUGUGCAUUGCAGAUGAGUUGAAAGGAUUUGCUGAUUAUGGUUGCAUGUUAGAAGUUCGAGAUGUGAAAUUCUUUCCAGAUGGGCGAUCUGUUGUUGACACGAUUGGAGUUUCCCGAUUUAAAGUUUUAAGCCACAGUCAACGGGAUGGAUACAAUACUGCCAAGAUUGAAUAUUUGGAAGACAGGAAGACUGAAGGUGAAGAAUAUGCUGAGCUGGUUCGCCUGCACGACUCUGUGUAUGAUCAAGCCAUCUCAUGGUUUACCUCUUUAAAGGAUGCAAUGAAGAAUCAAAUACUCAGCCACUUUGGGCCCAUGCCAGUAAAAGAGUCAGACCCACAAGCUAGCCCCAGUGGACCUGCCUGGUGCUGGUGGUUAUUGGCAGUACUCCCAUUAGAAAACCGUGCACAGCUAACUAUUUUGGCAAUGACUUCUUUAAAGGAUCGGCUGAUUGCUGUAAGGCGUGUCUUAAUUUUUGUCACAAGAAAAAGACCUCGGUGACAACAGGAUACCUUUGGGUCAGAAUGAUACAAGAUUCUUUGCUUGAAGGGUUAAAGGACACAUAGAAAUCAAAAAAUAAAAGGAUUUUCAUAGCUUUAUUUCUUAGUUUUCAUAUUCAGCCUUGUGCCUGAUCACUGUUACAGACCUGAUCUUAUUUUACUAAGCUGACUUAAGGACCAGAGCACCCUAAGUGGCCUAUUUUGACAUACAGAAAUGCAUGUCAUCUGGUAAUGAUUGUUACUGAUGCAAGACCUGGGCAAUGGAUGUAUGCAACAGUUAUUCAUCUUAUUUUCAGAUGCUGCACUAUUUUUGGUUCUUGGUAGCUUUUCUUCAUUACAUUACCCUGUGGAGCCUGUCAUACCCUGAAAGGCAUAUUAGUGCUUCCAGAAUCAAUACCAAACACUGUUUGCAUAAAUGAGAAAUGUUAGGUAAGUAUUGUACUGUCUUAAGCAAAGGCAGAGUUAUUGAAAUCUAUAGACUGAUUUUCAGUAAGGAAGCACGUGUUUAAACGUUGGGACUUUUUUGUAUAUUAUGUAACUCCAGCCAGCAUGCAGAAAUUUUUACUUGUACUUUUUCCAUAAUGUUUUGUUUUUGUGACUUUUAUGAACUGUCUUACUGUAUGUGAUUAACAUUAGCUGCAUUAUAAAAAAUAGUUCCUAUUCAAAAUUAAUUCAUUGCGAUGUGAUUGUUUAGUCUUUAUACUCUUCCUCCCUCUCACUGUCUCAGGCAUCCUCCUUACUGUGACUAAGUAGCAAUACUGCAUUGUGCUGUGUUUUUCCAUCUUAUUUGGUUAGGUUUUGCAACAAAAGGCCUGUUUACUAAAGAAAGUCAUUUUUUUUUUUUAUAGGAUUCAUUAAUGGGGAUGUAAAGUGCUCUGCAGUAAAUUUGCAUUUUCAGUGGUGAAUUAUGUUUAAAAGUACUGCCAGUAUUAAACUACAGACUGAGACAGUGCUGAUAGGCUUGCUAUCUUUUGGUCUAAUAAAUUCACAACUAAACUCCAAUUGGAAAGAGAAUUAUAAAGGAAAAUGUUACAUUCUAGUUUUGUUUCAAUUCAAGUUUUCAGUAUUGUUUUUAUCUCCGUUUUCUAAAUAUUUUAUUGAUGAAAACCUUACAAAGCACGAGUGUUGUCUUCCACCCUAGAAAAUAUAUUGUCAAAUGGUGUUUGCCAAAACGAGGUAUGUAUUGAAUUCACUUUAAAAUCUAGAAGAUAUUUUAGGGGAACAUUCAUCUAACAUCUCAUGUCAUUUCAGCAAACUUUAUUCAACUGUAUUUAUAUAAACUGCAUAUAAACAGUGCCAUUUGGAUGCGGUAUUGAGCAGAGUUAAUCCUAAAAAAUGUUGUGAUCAAAUGCAAUUUAAAAUUUAGAUUUGAAUUGACAAAUAAUUGAGGAUCAGAUUUAAUUAAUAUGGUAACAUUUUUGGAUUAAUUGCAGCUCUGUUUUUCUUAUUUCAGUGAUCCGAAUAACCACUUUUGAUUACGUCAUCAUUAUGAAAAAUACUGAAUUAAUACUGAAUGAAUUAAUGCAACUUUAUUAUUUGAUAUUUAUUUUGCUGAUGAUCAUCCAUUUUUCACUGUUAAUGUACAAUUGCUCAGUCUAAUAACUUGCCAAUUGUAUGUGAAAUAUAUGAAAAGAAAACAUUCCUGCACAUUUUCCUAAUUUUGACAUAUUAAUAAAUAAAAGCAAAUUUAGCAACAGCUUUAUUAAGGCAAAUGAUGAAAGAAACAAGGCUAGUUUUUAAGCUAAAGUAGUCUUAACUGUUUUCUUUCUCUCUCAUUCAUCCACUCUCUCUGUCUCUUGCCUUCCUCACACAAUGUAACAUUGAGCGGCACGAUCGCAGCCAUCAGUUCUUCCAGUGUUUGAAGGAAACCUUACAUAGCACUAUAACAACAAAGAGCAAAAGAAUUACAAACGUUACACAGUCAACCCUGUUUAACAUAGGGAUCACUUAACUUAAAAUGACACUAUGGGUCUCGCAUGUAAAUAACAGACAUGUUUUUAGUAAUAUUACCUGAGCAUUGUACCAACAUAUGCAAUAGACUUCCAAGGUGAACCACAUCUACCAUGGUAAAUCGUAGGCAAAGGGAAGUUAGAUCCACAUCUUCAGGACAAGGGCUGAGCCCCAUAAAGGUUAGAGAGGGAGUCUAGGUUGGGGAUUCACCUUGAAAACAAAUCUGUGGAUUUUGGUGUUUUUCAAUUAAUCAAACACUUGCCUAAACCACUGCCACUUUAUAAAAACUGAAAAUGUAAGCUGAUCUGAGGCCUUUUAUGAACUGGAAUCAAGUGGUAGACAUGAUAUAAUGAUGAACAAACAGAUUACAACAAGGGAUGAAAACGUAAAAUGUUUGAAAAAUGCUUGUUAUCUUCUUUUAAAUUCUAUGUUUACUAUCGCUACACUGUGACAUCUUGUUUUUUUAAUUUCCAAUUCUGUAUUCUUAAAAAUCCAAAUCCAAUUGACAUGAUGUGUGUGAAGAACUUGUGUGAUUUGUUUUAAUCUCAUGAAACCAGACAAGUGUUUUUGGUUUUCUGUAAAUACAUUGUUUCUAAAUUUCUUUCUGUAUAUGUCAUCCUGUCUUCCUUCUAUUAACAAUUUAAUUGAAAGUAGUUUACCACACUGUUCUGGUGAUGUGGAAAUUCUCUGUUUUUGCAAUUGAAAGUCUUCAGUGUUCAGCUUAUUAAUGUAAUGUAUAGCUUCAUGUUACCCAGUUCAAAGAAACCAUUUUCUAAAAGACAUUUACAUAAGAGUAUCCGUUUUUAUUUUUAUGGGUUUGACACUAUUUAUUAUGUUUGUUGUUCCUACUGGUCAUGCUGUGAAUUACCUUGUGGUGAGGAAACCAAAGUAUGGCAGGCCUCAUAUGGUUCAAAUUAAGAGCAGUUUAUUACCUUUCUCUUUAAAUACUUCUUUAGUUUAUGUAUAUAUGAACUUGUUGGUCAGUGGCCAGUUUGUUUCUACCUCAUUAGGAUCUACACUCAUUAUUUUUUUCACCGUCUUUUGGAUUGCAUCUCUAUCUGAGGUGACCUACAAUUUUUAAAAAUUUUUUUUUUUUAUGUUGUCCAUUUAAGAUAUACUCACAGGAGAGUUAUCUUCAUAUCAGUAGUAACUAAUCUGUAUUUUCUUCCACUAUCUGAUUUAAUGUUAGUAUUUUAUAAAUGGUUAGUAGUUUAGUACUUUAUAAAUGGUUAGUAAUUUUUUUAACCUCACCUGGAGAUGCACCAUGAACAUGUAGUUAAUGUUCUAGUAAAGAGAGGAUAUUUUUCCCUGUAUUCACAUGGUAUAGGGUGGUCCAGAUCUAAUUAUGCAAUUUUCAUUACACUAUAACUUAUUAAGUUUAUUACAUAGAAAAUCAACUGAAAAAUCCCAGACCAUCGAGAAGUGUGCGAACUGACGACAUGAAGAAUCGUCUUUGCGCCGAACUGGACUCGUCCCCGCAUAAAUAAAAGUCACCCAGUUGAUAUGGACCACCCUCUAAAUCUGCCUUUCCAAUAAAGGUUCAUAAUCUUAACACAUGUAAAAUGUGUGAUCCUUUGCAAUAUGUUAAAGCAAGAGAAAAAUAACUUGUUUGUAAGUUUGUUGAAGAAAUCACCCCACAAAUUAGGCAGCUUUCCCAUCAUAGUAGUAAGGUCACUGCAAGGCCAAUGUCUUCUUUCAUCUUUCACUGGUACAUUGUCUAGCAGGUGUUUAAUGCAUCCAUCAGUUUUGGGAGCCAAGACUAGACUAGACAGCUAAACCCCUCAUUUUUCCACUCUGUGACUUCGCAGGGAAGUACAAGGAUGUUGGUUCAGGUCCAGGAGAAGCCAGUUUGUAGCAGGUGCAAUUUGAACAUAUUGCCCAAAAGCUUCUAAAAGUGUGUAUAUUGUGAUGAUGCAGGAGAAUGUAGGUGUAAUACCCAAAAUAAGUGACUUAAUUUUGGAUUUAGGGGGAACUAGAAUAUUGUGUUAUUUAUCUUAGUUACCCAGUAUGAACCUAAAGCUUACACUGUUGCAUAGAUCUGCAUAUAUUUCAUUUGUUAAUGCAUACAUUGUUUGAUUUUGAUUUAUAGCAUACAAAACAUCAUAGUAGCAAUUCCUUAAGCCUUAAAUUUAAGAAUGGGAGUUUCACACAGAAGCCAUUAAAAGAACUACUCAGAAAAUAAAAUUUGAAUUUGUUUUUUCGAUUAUGAGCAACAAAUAUGUGUGAAUGUGUUUUUUUUUUUAAAAGUGUAUUAGUGCUUCUAAAUGGCAUAAACCUGCAUUUCCUUUGUUUUUUUUUUUUGGCUUGGUUUUGUACUUAUAAAUGACAAAGAAAUUUUAAGUUUUCCCUUAUUUGCCAUUCAGUACCUUUUUCAGUUCAUAUGUGUCUGAUAACUGGAUCCUCACAGUUUUUGCUAGUUUUCCUUCUGUGGUGUGUGUUAAGGUGUUGGUAUUCACGGUUUUAUUUCCUUGGGUGGAUCUGCACAAUUAAAUGUAUAAUAGAGGCCUUCAUGUGUGUCUCUUCUGUGUUAACACUUUCUGCAUCUGUAGCCUGACCAACCGUCUAAAUUACUGGACAGUCUAUUGUGUUUUUGAUUCUCUUCACUAUUGUUUUAUUCUGAAAUACUCCAUGUAUCACUAUGCGUAUUUAUAUGAAAAUAAACCUACAUUAACUUAUGAUGUAUUUCAAAAUAAAAAAUGAUUUGGUGCUUUUAAUUAUUUUAUUUGUUGAAUUUGUACUGAAACUUAGUACCUAUAAUACUCUAUCUCCUUAAUUCAGUAGCCAUAAAACAUGUACCUAUGUUAAGCAAAGUGCCAGCUCAAACAUAAAUCAAAGAAUGCUGUUGUCAUGAGAUUUUUUUAUGACUAAAGAAAUGAGUGGGGCAUUUGCAAAAACAGCUUAGAGAUAUAAUUUAUAAUAAAACAAAUACAUACUAAAAGCUAUUUUGAUUCCAGUAUGCAGUAUUUAUUCAGUAGAUGGUUAGUGCUCUCAGAAUGCGAAUAGGUGCACUCAGUGCUUACCUCCAAAAAAUGCUGCUGUCAGUGACAGUCAGAGAAAGGACCAGUAGAUGAAAGUCAGUGGCAAGGGAGGAUUAAGGAAGGAGCAAGUAAGUAGCAGGAGGGUGUCUAGAUUUGACUGUGAGGCACUGGUAGAUAAAAAAAAAAAAACAACAAAAAAACA